Vidua macroura (Pin-tailed whydah) is the source of this 5985-nucleotide messenger RNA. RefSeq names its product ciliogenesis associated kinase 1 (gene CILK1). Gene Ontology annotation, cellular component: cilium; nucleus; cytoplasm. Gene Ontology annotation, molecular function: ATP binding; protein serine/threonine kinase activity. The coding region runs from base 659 to 2533 and encodes 624 amino acids. The record is from RefSeq and is a predicted model, not a curated record. Gene Ontology annotation, biological process: protein phosphorylation; intraciliary transport; intracellular signal transduction. Lineage: Eukaryota; Metazoa; Chordata; Aves; Passeriformes; Viduidae. The transcript is spliced from 13 exons.
UUUAGUCUUACCUGACGUGAAUGUAAUAUUCUUCUUCUGCACACUGUGUUUAAAGGCUGUGCUCUCUCACAUAGGACCAUAUGGAAAUUUAGGAUAUUGGUUUAACUGAUGGCAAUGUGACUUAUAAGGUGGUGACUUACAUGCCUAAAAAUCUGGCUAGGACAGAUCCCCUCCUAUUGUAUUGUAAAGUUUCAUUUUUUUGCUAGCAGAUGAUUUUCUCCAGGCCUUGAGACUUUAUCCUGUGACUUCAGUAAUAGUGUCUCCCACCAGGGCUGCCUGCAAGCUUUCUGUAAGGUACCUUUAGCUUUAGCAUGGGACUGGCUUUGGGGGUUAUACCCAGUUACAUGCAGAUACAGGCUGGCCCUUUCUGGUGAGACACCAGGAUGUGUGUUUGUUUAUGGCUGAUGGGGACUGUUCUCUUGGAGGAGAGAGGAGUCUGCAAACAAGCAAUCUCAGAAGGGUACAGAAAUCAAAUGGAUUAUGUUCUGUGCUUUCAGACCAAAGGCUAAGUCUUGAAAACAUGAUUCCUGCAACUGUUCACACUGUCCUGAGUGCUCUAUAUUUAUGCUGCCACAGAAAGAACUGGUUACACUCGGAGGAGAAAAAACACAGGAAACGCCAAGGACUGAAAUGCGCUUGCAGCUAAAGUAUCCUCAUCAUGAAUAGGUACAAAACUAUCAGACAGCUUGGUGAUGGGACCUACGGCUCUGUUCUCCUAGGGAGAAGCAUUGAAUCUGGAGAGCUAAUAGCCAUUAAAAAAAUGAAGAGAAAAUUUUAUUCCUGGGAGGAGUGCAUGAACCUUCGAGAGGUUAAGUCUUUGAAGAAAUUAAACCAUGCUAAUGUGGUAAAGCUGAAAGAAGUUAUCAGGGAAAAUGAUCAUCUGUAUUUUGUGUUUGAAUACAUGAAGGAAAAUCUUUAUCAGUUAAUGAAAGAGAGAAACAAGCUGUUCCCUGAGUCUACAGUUAGGAAUAUUAUGUAUCAGAUCCUGCAAGGGCUUGCAUUUAUUCAUAAGCAUGGGUUCUUUCACAGGGACUUGAAACCUGAAAACCUGCUUUGCAUGGGACCAGAACUUGUGAAAAUUGCAGAUUUUGGCUUAGCCCGAGAAAUCCGAUCUCGACCUCCUUACACAGAUUAUGUAUCCACAAGAUGGUACAGGGCUCCUGAAGUACUUCUGAGAUCCACCUGCUAUAGCUCUCCAAUAGAUAUUUGGGCUGUUGGUUGCAUAAUGGCAGAAGUUUACACGCUGAGGCCUCUCUUCCCCGGCGCCAGUGAAAUUGAUACUAUAUUCAAAAUUUGCCAAGUCUUAGGGACGCCAAAAAAGAACGACUGGCCUGAAGGCUACCAACUUUCAGCUUCCAUGAAUUUUCGCUGGCCUCAGUGUGUACCUAACAACCUAAAAACUCUCAUACCUAACGCUAGCAGUGAAGCAGUGCAGCUCAUGAGAGACAUGCUGCAGUGGGAUCCCAAAAAGCGGCCAACAGCUAGUCAGGCACUUCGAUACUCGUACUUCCAGGUUGGGCAUGCCCUAGGCAUUCAGGAACUGGGAAAACAAAAGGAACUGCAUAAUAAAUUGUCUCUGCAUAUUAAACCUGUCCCUCCAGCACAGCCCCCUCUGAAACCUCAUGCCCGAAUUUCAUCAAGGCCUUUUCAACAAAGCCAGUCUUCUCAGCACAUGGUGUACAGUUGUAAGACAGACAGCUCUGGGGCUGAACACAGUAACUACUUAAAGGAGGACAAGUCUAACCAGGUUCUUCUGCCUGCAAUACACAAUAAGGUUCCUCAGCAGAAACCAUCUGCUGGGUCUGAGAAUACAAAUGGUGAACUUAAACCAAAACCUAGGCGAAGAUGGGGACAUCUUCCCAGGACAGUUAAGAAUUCCGAAGACUGGGAUGAUUUGGAAGACCUUGAUUUCAGCUCUUCCAUCAUGAGAACGGACUUGAAAAACAAGAAGAGGCAGAAUGAUGAAACCCUUUGUAGAUUUGAAAGUAUUUUGGACCUGAAGCCUUUGGAUGCCGUAGGCUCUGGCAGCAGUGCACGAACUUCCCAUGCGACCUUUUUGCGGCAGGACACUCCCACAUUGCGAGUUUCUGCAGCAAAGCAGCACUACUUAAGCCAUUCUAGGUAUCGACCUGGAAUAAGCACCAGGAAUAGCAUAGUCUCCACUUCAAACAAAGAGUCUCUUCCAUCUAAUCACUGGCCCAGUUCUGGUUUGUCUGGGAAAACCUCUGGUUUGGGAGGAAGUACUACCAACAGGAAGAAUUCAGGGCUCAUAGGAUCAAGUGGUUUAACGAGUGCUUAUGUCCCUUCAUUUCUGAAGAAGGAAGUAGGUUCUGCUGGGCAGAGGGUGCAGUUAACACCAGUUGUGGACCCAUCUUCUGAUUUUGCAUCUCUCACAUCAGUCAGACCCCUUCUUGGAUGGCCAUCACUCAGUUCACCUACGAAAAGCUCGCCGCGGUUAAUGCCUCUCCCGCCGGCAGCGGAGCCGAUCCACGGGCGCGUUGACUGGUCUGCGAAGUACGGCACUCACCGGUGACCUGGGAAUACCUCUGAGCAGUGCGUGCAUCCCCGGAAAUGGUGUCCAACGUGAGACCAUUUCAUACUGCUUUAUAUACCUGUACAAUUAAAAGGAGCAGAUCUUCCAUGAAUGAGACAUUUUGAAGGGUUUUUUUACUUACUUGCAUUAAUCUGAAUGCAAUCUUGUACCAUUUUGUAUAAAACUGUUUUGUUAUAUACUUGGGUCCAUUUAUUUUCAUAAAAGUGAAACAUUUUGUAUAUAAGGCUUAGGGUAUUUGGCAUUUUUAUACAAUAAAUUUUUAUAAUGAACUUUAAAGAAUUUAACUUUUUUAUUAGACUCAACUUUUUUAUAGAAAUUCUAUAAAAAAAACCGUGGUGCAAUAUUGCAGUGAAGGAGAAGUGUUGAGGAAGGGGCAUUCAUUAGACAUUUUCUGAAGUUGAUGUGCUAAUUGAGGCUGUAUAAUUUCAAGUGAUGCCAUGUCUCAGUGCCACACUUCUGUUGUCCUAUACUCAUUGCUUUGUACUGACAUCAGAGGAGUGAGUGACUUAACAGUCUAAACUCUCCUUCACAGUCACUCAGAGACUGCUAAAAGAUAGUGGGAGGCACCUUUUUUUAAAUUUAUUUUUGCCUUUGAAAGGUUUUUUGUUGGACUGCUAUUCAAAUUUACCAGAUCUGAGGACUCUUGUUUGGUGAAGGGUAAAUACUCUUCUGUAGAUCCGUUUUCUGACACAGUGUUCCUUUUUCCUGCUUAAAAGUUGUUCUUUGGCAUUGUUCACUAUGAAAUAGAAUGUGGACCUACCUCUGUUAAAUUCAUGUAAAUGGUCUAAUGAUUUCUAAGGAGAAAAAAGAUAUUCUAUUUCUUCUUUUUAUUUUGUUGCAAAUGUAAGAUCUGAAGCUAUAUUAAAGACUGUAUUAACAAUAAAUCAAUAAAACUAAUAAAACUGGUUUGAGAGUAACAAAAUAUUAAUGAUAUGCCAGCAAUAUAGUUUAAGAAAACAAGAUCUAUGCAGCUGACUUACUUUUCACAACUGUUUUAAAUUGCUGCUGUUCUAAAUCACUUAAGGGAAAAAAAAACUAAACAACCCAGAGGAAAUGAGUCAGUCUAACCUUACUUAUGUUUAUACUCAGUUCUUCUUCACUCAAUAUAUCUUCUUUUACAAUAUGAAGAAUAUGUCAGCUUCCAUAAAUUAGGCCCAGAGGCUCUACAGGAAAAAAUGGGAUCUUACGUGGUCCUGUUAAGAAAAUGUUGUAAAACUGUGGUUGAUUUCACUGAAAUUGAUACAGUUCUUUGAAGAGCAGUUUAACUCAGUUUUUGAGAGUAUUUAUAUCAAGGUACAGAGGAAAGAAAGAGUAGCCCCAUAAUCUGGUUUAGUUCUACUCUGGAAAGGAGUACCAGAGUCCAGCCAUCAGCAGAAGAUUCUUUUAGAGCACAGUCAGCAUUUGUCUGUUCUGCACCUCCUUCUACAGGAAAAAGAUAAAAUCAUUCAGUGCUGUGGGAGAACACUUUCUAUAGCUGUGUUCUGGAGCAGUGCUGCCAAAGCUGAAAUGUGCUGACAAAAUGCAUCUCCCUGCAGAAGUGUGCAGAAAUGCUUGUCUUUCUGAGCUCAUUGUGUGAUCAGCUCAGGAAAAUAGUUUAUUUAUGAGACUUAAAUCCAGCCUAAAGGCAUCAGAACAGGUGCAGUUCUUAGCUUCCAACCAUUUCACAUGAACUGAAUAGCUUGUGUGUCAAUGAGAUCCUCUCCGUGGGGUAUGCUGGCACACACAAGGGGUAGCUGCUGUGGUCUUGAGACUGAGAACAGAUUCUGGCCUUUUCAGUGCUUCCCAUGGUAAACGUGGGAUUUUGAGGAAACUGUACCCUAGGAUAGGCUGCUGGCUCAGUGCUACAGAGGAACCCACAGGGAGCACUGGUCACUGUUUGCUUUUAUAAGCUCAGCCCACAGUGACACAGUACAAGACAGAGAGCAAAAGUGUGCAUGAAAAACUUACACAUGCCAAAGACAUCUUCUGUGUCCUGCUGCCCUGUUAUCUGGGCAUAGCAAGUACUAACUCCAAACCAUACCUAACUGCUUCCACAGCAGUGAUGCUAAUGCUUAGCAGUAAAGUAAAGCAGCCACUUGAUUUCUAAAGUGCACACUGACAGGUGUCAGUGCGUAGGUGGAAAGCAAAAUAUGUAUAUUUGUGAUAGAACUGGAAAGAUAGUUCUUUCUCUUGGAAAUAAAUACCUGUAUUUAUGUCUACGUAUAAUUUAAUUUAUUUUAUCACCAGGUGAUUUGUCUCAAGAAUGAACACCCUGAACCUAUCCCGGUAUCCCUAGUUCUAAGUAGGCUAUUUAAGUAGUCUGGUCUGUACACUUAAUUCCUACAAGUAGAAGGACACAAGUUAUGAGAACAGGCAGCUGAGGCUUGGAUUCAUCAUACCUAAGUGUGAGCUCCUUUGUUGUGAGGUGACUCACCUCUGGUGAGUGAGAAUCGUGUCAAAAGAAAUCUGUCUCAUUUGAGAGCAUACUAACAUUAUAGAGAUGAGUCUCUCCGCUAAGGAGGGGGACAACUCUGUGAGAUUCAAGUAACACAGGAUGAAUCUGAACCUGGCCUGUAAUCUCUGAACCUUUAUCAGACUGCCAGUGAUUCUUUUUGACUAUAGCAUUCAGGCUUCAGUCUGUCCAGUCAAAAGACAAGAAAAGUAAGUUGUACUUAUAAUUUUCUUUUUUUUAAUAUCUCCUGCUUUCCUAAGUUAAAGCCUUUUAUUUUUGAGGAAAAAGCUAAUAAUCUUGACAUUGAGAAUCACAGCUAGUUUUAACUUAGUGAGACAGAAAAUUAGCUAGACGUCAUGGCUGUAUCCUUUACUCAAGCACAUUCUUACUGAAGCUGGAAAAGUUCUUUUUGAGCAGGACGGAGCUGAGUUUAUGUAUUUUACCAUGCUGUCUCUGUGCAAUACAGAUAUGGAAAAGAUGGAGGUCUUUAUAUACUGAAAUCUGGACAAGCAGCAUAUCUGAGAAUUUAUUAUAUGUAACCUACUACUUUAUGCUUUAAUAUUUAGCAGCAUCUUUGUGGAAAAUGUUUUUAGAAUUGUACUGUUUACAUUUUCUCAGGCUUAGGUAUAACAUGUAAUAAUAAAGGAGUCUGACAGUGGAUUCAUUUACCCCUGUAAUCCAGAUUUUCUAAAAAGUAGUGUGAAAGUGCCAUGAUGUUAACAAAAAGAAAAAAAAAAAAAAGCCAAAAAAAUCCACUCCCAUGGUGUAUCUGAUAUGGCUGUUGAUAUGAGCAGGAUGUUCCAUAAUGUGAGGAAGAAAACAUGUACUGAAAGACCAUUUUAGAACUUAAUAUGGAAGGGAGGUGUGGAAUUGUCAGAGAUGUGGAGAAAUAAUGGUUCUUGUUUAUUCAGUGUUUUUGUUCAGAAACAUUCUAAAUGCUGUUUUCAUUCUUUCUGUGUCAAAUGUCCUGCCCAGAAUAAAGUUAUCCUUGAGGAAGCAC